Lindgomyces ingoldianus is the source of this 552-nucleotide messenger RNA. RefSeq lists its product as uncharacterized. The record is from RefSeq and is a predicted model, not a curated record. Lineage: Eukaryota; Fungi; Ascomycota; Dothideomycetes; Pleosporales; Lindgomycetaceae. Bases 1 to 552 code for a protein of 183 amino acids. The transcript is spliced from 2 exons.
AUGCUUUCUAAGAUUCUCCUCCUCACAGCAACAGCACUUACAUCUGUGAGCGCCCUCGGCAACGCCGUCGUUAGCAACCAGUGCCCCUACGACAUCUAUCUCUGGUCCGUAGACCAACAAACCAACCCCUUGUCCGGAACCCUCAUACCUGCCCGCACCCUCUACACCGAACCCUUCCGCACCCCCUGCCCCGGCUGCGGCAUCUCGCUCAAAAUCUCGACCACAUCCUCUCUCGUCGGCGGCCACAUGACUCAAUUCGAAUACGCCAUUGACACAGGUCUCAUCUACUACGAUAUCUCAUUCGUCGAUUGCGCUGUCGGCCAAUCCGCCGACAAUUGUCCCGGUCAUGAAAAGGGACUCAGGAUUGAUAGCGCAGAGCCUAGUUGCUUGCCGUUAAAUUGCCCCAGCGGGACGUAUUGUGUGAACGAUGCGUAUUAUGUGGAUGAUCCGAAUGUCAAGUUGGGGAUUCCGGCGCCGGUGAAGACGUGCGCUAGGGAUAUGUUGGGAAUGGAUUUGGUGUUUAGGGUUUGUGGGGAUGAGGCGCCUUUGUAG